Molecule: messenger RNA, 7922 nt
Organism: Callithrix jacchus (white-tufted-ear marmoset)
Lineage: Eukaryota; Metazoa; Chordata; Mammalia; Primates; Cebidae
Source: RefSeq, a predicted model, not a curated record
AGAGGGGAUGGCACUUGGCUUUAAAGACAGGUAACUGCCAGGCUGCUGUGGAGAUGAUGUGAGUUACAGGCCCAGGGGCUCUGGCAGACCGGAGAUCACCCCUCUCUACAGGGCAAUUACUGCUUGGCUCCAGCCAGUGUGGCCCUGGGAAAAAGGGGGCCUGGAGUUGCUUGAUGUACCAAUUGUUCAAAAGACGCAAGAAAUUGGGAUUUUUAUUUUUAUUUUUUUUUGGAGAUGAAGUCUCACUCUGUCACCAGGCUAGAGUGUAGUGGCAUGAUCUUGGCUCACUGCAACCUUCACCUCCCGGGUUCAAGUGAUUCUCCUUCCUCAGCCUCCGGAGUAGCUGGGACUACAGGCGUGCGCCACUACGCCCAGCUAAUUUAAAAAAUAUUUUUAGUAGAGACAGGGUUUCACCAUAUUGGCCAGGAUGGUCUUGAUCUCUUGACCUUGUGAUCUGUCUGCCUCGGCCUCCCAAAGUGCUGGGAUCACAGGCGUGAACCACUGUGCCAGGCUUUUUUUUUUUUUUUAAAGACUAGAGUCUCACUGUUUCCCAGGCUGGAGUGCAGUGGUAUGAUCAUAGCUCACUACAGCCUUGACUUCCUGGGUUCAAGUGAUCCUGCUGCCUCAGCCUCCUGAAUACCUUCGGGGACCACGGGUGUGAUUUAAACAGGUUUUUUUGUAGAGAUGGGAUCUUGGUGCCCAGGCUGGUCUCAAACUCCUGGUCUCAAGCAGUCUUCCUGCUUUGGCCUCCGAGAGCACUAGGAUUACAGGUGUGAGCCACUGUACCCAUCCAGAAUUGGAGUUUUUAUAUUAAAUCUCCCUAUUUUAAAAUGUUGGCUCCUAACUAAAACAGGCAGAUAUGUGGCAGUGUUCACUGGAACUUUCUGUGAUUCUGAAAUGUGGCUAGUGUGACUGAGGAACUGAAUUUUUAAUUUUGUUUUAGGCUGGGCGCAGUGGUGUAUUCCUGUAAUCCCAACAUUUUGGGAGGCUGAAGCAGGAAUAUUGCUGGAACCCAGGAGUACGAGAUCAACUUGGGCAACAUGGUGAAACCCUGUCUCUAAAAAUAAUACAAAAUAAUUAGCCCAAUGAGGUGGUGUGCACCUGUGUAGUCCCAGCUACUUGAGAGGCUGAGGUGGGAGGAAUCCCUUGAGCCCAGGAGGUCAUGGCUGUGGUGAGCCGUGAUCAUGCCACUACAUUCCAGCCUGGCUUCCUGAGCGAGACCCUAUCUCCAACAAUAUAUAGAUAUAUAUUUAUUUAUUUUUGAGUCAGGGUCUCGCUCUGUCGCCCAGGCUGGAGUGCAGUUGUGUAACUAGAUUGCUGCAGUGUGGAACUCCUGGGCUCAAGCAAUCUUCCUGCCUUGGCCUCCCCAAAUGCUGGGAUUACAGGAGUGAGCCACUGGGCCUAGCUACUUUUGGUUAAUUUAAAUAGUCAUAUGUGUCUCCUGUAUUGGACAGUGUCACUGCGUUUUACCUAAGAGUUUGAAUUCCAGAUUGUGUCAGUUCAAAUCCAAGCUUGCCGACUUCUAGGCUGGCUGUGAUCCUGUGCAAGUUACUUCACCUCCCAGUGCCUCAGUUUCUACAUUUAUAAAAUACAACAGGGCAGGUGCGGUGGCUCAUGCCUGUCAUCCCAACGUUUCGGGAGGCCAAGGCAGGAGAAUCGCUUGAGGCUAGGAAUUGGAGAGCAGCCUGGACAACAUGGGAAGACCCUCUUUUGGCGGGGGGGGCGGGGGGGAAGUACCUGUUUCAUAGACUAGCUUUGGGAACCAAAUGAGGCACUCCCAUGUAGCAUUCAAAUGGUAGCUGUGUGAACCAUAGGCAAGGCACGCCUGCCUCAGUUUCCUCAUCUCUAAAAUGGGGUGAUGGUAGUAUGUUAGAGUGGUUGUGAGGAGUGAACGGGACAGUCUACGAAGGUUAUAUGUAUAUAUUCCCAGGGGCUUGCUGUUACCAGGCCAUAUGGGUUACUCACAGAUUGAAAUAUCUUGACUGGGUGUGGUAGCUCACACCUAUAAUCCCAGCACUUUGGGAGGCCAAGACGGGUGGAUCACCUGAGGUCAGCAGUUGGAGACCAGCCUGGCCAGCAUAGUGAAACCCCAUCUCUACUAAAAAAUAUAUGAAAAAAUUAGCCGGGCAUGGUGGCUUAUGCCUGUAAUCCCAGCUACUCAGGAGGCUGAGGCAGGAGAAUCGCUUGAACUCAGGAGGCAGAGGUUGGGUUGCAGUGAGCUGAGACCACACCAUGGCACUCCAGCCCGGAAAACAAGAACCAAACUCAGUCUUAAAAAAAAGAAGUACCUUAACCACUUUGACUUUAUCUCCCUUGCCCUGCCCCCGUUGCCCCCCACUGUCCCAGUUUCUCCUACUGUAGCCUGCACCAGCAUUAAUACUGGUUAAAUAUUCUAGGACAACCCAACCUUUCCUGGUGUGUGUGAUGAUAAUUAAAAGGCAUUCAGAACUCUGUAAAAGGCAUUCAGACUGAAUGCACUCCACGUUUUUUUUUAAGCCUCUCGGGUCUCUACAAAUAAUUAAAAUUUAUACCAUGACCCCUUGCCCUGGGGUGCACUGUCUGCAAGCCAGUGGAAUAUUUCCUGAAAUCUUCAGCCCUCCCCAGCUUGAGGAAGUCUGCAGGAAUGAUGGAAGGGGUCUGUACCUUUUUUUUUUUUUUUUUGAGAUGGAAUCUCAGUCUGUCACCCAGGCUGGAAUACAGUGUGUGUAAUCUUGGCUCACUGCAACCUCUGCUUUCCGAGUUUGAGUGAUCCUCCUGCCUCAGCUCCCAAGUAGCUAGGACUAUAGGCAUGUGCCCCCACACCUGGCUAAUUUUUGUAUUUUUAGUAGAUAGGGGGUUCAUCACGUUGGCCAGGCUGGUCUCGAACUCCUGACCUCGGCCCUGGAGGUGGAGGUUGCAGUGAGCCAAGAUCAAGCCACUGCACUGCAGCCUGAGUGACAAAGCAAGACUCCAUCUCAAAAAAGAAAAAAAAGAAAAUGAGAUAUCUGAGACCUGGAAUGUGUUCCCCCCCAUGAUCAUCCAGAGCAGGUAUUUGCUUCCUCCCACAGCUGGCUGUCCAAAUUCUGCUAAAAUAUCUUCUAUGAUGGGAAGCUUAUUCUCUCACCAAAUCCAACAUGAGACCUAAUUUGCCUCCAGGUUACUUUGGUUUACAAGGUCUGGCUUUACUCCUUGGGGCCACAUAACCUGUCUGAGCAAGGGGGAUGGGGAAGGCGGGUCUCAAAUGUCAGCCUUAGAAGCUUAUAUAUUUAGAAGGCACUAGGGGGCUAUAGAAGAGUCUAAUGCAGGUGAAGGACACGGUCUAAUUUGUGCUUAGAUAAACCCCACAGGGCCAGGCAUGGUGGCUCAUGCCUAUAAUCUCAGCACUUUGGGAGGCCAAGGUGGGAGGACUGGUUUUGCCCAGGAGUUCAGCCUGGGCAACAAAGGGACACCCCAGUUCUACCAAAAACAAUAAAUGAGCCAGGCAUGCUGGCUCAUGCCUGUAAUCCUAACUACUUGGGAGGCUGAGGUGGGAGGAUCAUUUAAGCCCAGGAAGUGGAGGUUGCAAUGAGCUAGGAUAGUGCUGCUGCACCCCAGUUGGGGCAACAGACUGAGACCCCACCUCAGAAAAUUAAAGACCUCAAAGGCCAGAGUGGUCAUGGCUGAGGGAGGCACAGGCAGAGAAUUCGUGUGGAACAAAAGAAUCACAGGGGGAUGUGGGAGCACAGAGGCGCUUGAUGCCCCUGGGGAGUGUUAGGGAGUGCUGUCUAGAGGAGGUGAAGUCUGAAUGGUGGAAAAGGAAUUAAAGAAGGGAGUGGAGCUGGGCACAGUGGCUCACACCUGUAAUCCCAGCACUUUGGGAGGCCAAGGCGGGCGGAUCAUGAGGUCAGGAGUUUGGGACCAGCCUGGCCAACGUGGUGAAACCCCAUAUCUACUAAAAACAAAAAUUAGCCAGGUGUGGUGGUUGGCACCUGUAAUCCCAGUACGUGGGAGGCUGAGGCAGGAGAAUCGCUUGAAACUGGAAGGCGUAGGUUGCAGUGAGUAGAGAUGGCACUCCAGCCUGGUCAACAUAGUGAAACCCUGUUUCUAUUUAAAAAUAUAAAAAAUUAGCAGGGUAUGGUGGCAGGUGCCUGUAAUCCUAGUCAGUUGGGAGGCUGAGGCAGGAGAAUCGCUUGAAUCCAGGAGGUGGAGGUUGCAGUGAGCCAGGAUCUUGCCAUUGCACUCCAGCCUGGGCAACAAGAGCAAAACUUGUAAAAAAAAAAAAAAAAAAAAAACAAAAAAACCCCAAAACAAAAACUGAGCACCUACUAUGCCUGGCUCUGCUGGGCUAUGCAGCAUAGUUCUCUGGAAGAAAAACAUAAAUGGAAACUCUAUUUUUCCCUAUAAUAGUCUCCAAACACUAAAUUCUUUUACUUUGGGGGGAAAAAAAAGCCCAGCUUAAGGGCUUUGCCCCAUUCCUGGCAGGGAGCAAUUAUGACCAGAGGGGCUGGGACAUCUGCUCCUAAUUAGCUUUUCCUGCUGAGGUCCUGGCAUACUAAAGGAUUUCUGAAGGGCCCUGGUGUCCCCCACCCCCAUUCUUCUGGGGUGGGGGAGCGGGUUCCAGUACGUGAGGACGGAAUUUCCUGCCCAUUUGCUCCUCACACCUUCCGGAGGCCAAACGGGCAGCCCAGCUGCGGCCCGAAGGGGGAGGGGCGCGGCCGCCCGGCAGAUGGCGGCAUUUACAUACAGCUGGGAGCCCCCUCUGAGGCCGGGCUUCUCGCCCUGGCGUCUGGUGCGUCCGCGAUGCGGGGUUUGGGAAGGCGCCUUUGUCUUGGGGAAGGGGAACACACACACGCCCGCACACAGGGGUACACAAAGAGCCUCAGAUUUUCAUAUCCACACACAGCUACACCGGUGGACCUCUCAAACCCAGUCUCAUUCACACAAACGAACGCACACAGGGGUUUACAAAGAACUCCAUCUUCAUCGUGUCCACACGUGGCUACAUCCGUGGACCUCCCAAACCCAGUCUCAUUCACACACAGGCGUCCUCAGCCAUUCCCCACCUUGCACAGCCUCUACCACACCCGCACAGAGCACAAAGUUACAGGUUUGUAUGCCUACUUAGGAUCUCCCGUAAACACGCACAGAGAAGCAUCCACGCAGCCACAGAAUCUCGAAGCGCCACACAGUCAUGAAGUCGUGUACACAUCUAGUUUCCCACUCGGGGGUGCGUGCAGAAUCAGAAUUGUUUACAACUUCAUACUUGUGUCACUCACAGACAACUCCAGGCAUAUGCUGAGUCGCGCAGGCCCACGUGGACACGCAGUCACAAAGUCGUGUGCACCCUCCAGCAGCGCUGGUCCAUACCACACACACCGAAUCUUAAAAUCACGUACAACCUCACACACAGGCUUAGCCCCGAAACCCCACCCCACGCCAGCCACACACAAAGUCGCGGGAUAACCCACUCACGACCUGGCCCGUGCCCACGACCACAGACGAAAUCUCUCUGUUGCUUUGCACGCUCCCCUUCCCGGGUGACCAACCACCCUCCCUUGGUCUCCUGGGGCCGGGUAGCUGCCUGAGGGGCGGGGCCAUUCCCUCAGAUAUAAGGCUCGAAAGCCAGCAGCUGCGACUCCCGAGACCCCCCCAGAAGGCCAUGGUCUUCCCACCGAUGUCCCGGCUCCUGUCCCAGACCGUGAUCCUAGCGCUCUUUUUUCUCCCCCAGGCACGGCCCGCUGGCGUCUUCGAACUGCAGAUUCAUUAUUUCGGGCCGGGUCCAGGCCCGGGGGCCCCGCGGUCCCCCUGCAGUGCCCGGGGCCCCUGCCGCCUCUUCUUCAGAGUCUGCCUGAAACCUGGGCUCUCAGAGGAGGCCACCGAGUCCCCGUGCGCCCCGGGCACGGCGCUGAGUGCGCGUGGACCCGCCUACACCGAGCAGGCCGGAGCACCCGCGCCUGAUCUGCCACUGCCCGACGGCCUCUUGCGGGUGCCCUUCCGGGACGCCUGGCCGGGCACCUUCUCUCUCAUCAUUGAAACCUGGAGACAGGAGUUAGGAGAUCAGAUUGGAGGGCCCGCCUGGAGCCUGCUUGCGCGCAUGGCAGGCCGGCGGCGCCUGGCAGCUGGGGGCCCGUGGGCCCGGGACGUUCAGCGCGCAGGCGCCUGGGAGCUGCGCUGCUCGUAUCGCGCGCGCUGCGAACCGCCAGCCGUCGGGGCCGCGUGCACGCGCCUCUGCCGCCCACGCAGCGCCCCCUCGCGGUGCGGCUCGGGACUGCGCCCUUGCGCACAGCUGGAGGACGAGUGUGAGGCGCCAACAGAGUGCCAAGCAGGCUGCAGUCCGGAGCACGGCUUCUGUGAGCAGCCUGGUGAAUGCCGAUGCCUGGAGGGCUGGACUGGACCCCUCUGCACGGUCCCUGUGUCCACCAGUAGCUGCCUCAGCCCUAGGGGCCCGUCCUCUGCCAACACCAGAUGCCUUGUCCCUGGGCCUGGGCCCUGUGAUGGGAACCCGUGUGCCAACGGGGGCAGCUGUAGCGAGACACCCGGGUCCUUUGAAUGCACCUGCCCGCGUGGGUUCUACGGGCGGCUGUGUCAGGUGAGCGGGGUGACAUGCGCGGAUGGACCCUGCUUCAACGGCGGCUUGUGUGUUGGGGGCGCAGACCCUGACUCUGCUUAUGUCUGCCACUGCCCACCUGGUUUCCAAGGCUCCAACUGUGAGAAGAGGGUGGACCGGUGCAGCCUGCAGCCAUGCCGAAAUGGCGGACUCUGCCUGGACCUGGGCCACGCCCUGCGCUGCCGCUGCCGCGCCGGCUUUGCGGGUCCGCGCUGCGAACACGACCUCGACGACUGCGCGGGCCGUGCCUGCGCUAACGGCGGCACGUGCGUGGAAGGCGGCGGCGCGCACCGCUGCUCCUGCGCGCUGGGCUUCGGCGGCCGCGAUUGCCGCGAGCGCGCAGACCCGUGCGCUGCGCGCCCCUGCGCUCACGGCGGCCGCUGCUAUGCUCACUUCUCCGGCCUCGUCUGCGCCUGCGCGCCGGGCUACAUGGGUGCGCGGUGCGAGUUCGCCGUGCACCCCGACGGCGCAGGCGCGUUGCCCGCGGCCCCGCCGGGCCUGAGGCCCGGGGACCCGGAGCGCUUCCUUUUGCCUCCGGCUCUGGGACUGCUGGUGGCCGCGGGCGUGGCCGGCGCCGCGCUCUUGCUGGUCCACGUGCGCCGCCGUGGCCAAGCCCAGGAUGCUGGGUCUCGCUUGCUGGCGGGGACCCCGGAGCCGUCAGUCCACGCACUCCCGGAUGCACUCAACAACCUAAGGACGCAGGAGGGUCCCGGGGAUGGCCCGAGCUCUUCCAUAGAUUGUAAUCGUCCUGAAGAUGGAGACUCUCGAGGGAUUUAUGUCAUAUCUGCUCCUUCCAUCUACGCUCGGGAGGUAUCGAUGCCCCUUGUUCCCCUGCUACACACACUGGGCGCGCUGGGCAGAGGCAGCACCUGCUUUUCCCCUACCUGCCUCGAUUCUGUCUGUGAAAUGAAUUCGGUAGAGUCUCUGGAAGGUUUUAAGCCCGCUUUUCAGUUCUGACUUAGUUUCAUUUUAUUUUGUAUCUCUCUUGUUUUGAGCUGCCUGCCAUCUUUUCUCUGGAAAGCUAUGGACUUGAAGAGGUCACGAUGGGGACUCUGCCAGAGCUUCUCCACUGAUUCUACGCUGCUGGGAGGCAGAGGGGCAGCCUCUCUAAUGCUUCCUGCUCAUUUUGUUUCUAGGCCUGACCUGUCUCCUCCAUCCGCACCUGGAGUCAGAGCGUGGAUGUUUUUGUAUUUGCUUGGUGGUGCCCAGUGUCUGCCCCGGAGAUUUUGGAGUUCAACCUCGAAGGGGUGUCUGGGAGAACUUGACUGCUGCAAGUUGUAAAUAAUGGUUAUUUAUAUCCUAUUUUUUUCUCACCCCAUCUCUCCAGAAACAUCUAUAAAGGCUGUUAUUUUGAUCA